CGCUGAAACCUCCUCUCUGUCAUAGAGUGGUUAUCAUACUGUAGUAACCCUCUUAUAAUUAACUGGUAAUUGCUAGACAACAAUGGAAAGUAAUCAACCAAAGAACACCAUGGAAUUAGAUCGUAGUAACAUGAAAGAGUUUUGGAUGGAGCACUCUAUACACGCCACAGUGGAGGAGAUGAUGCUGGACUCUCGUGCCAGGGAGCUGACUCAGCAUGAGCUGCCCGAGAUCCUAUCCAUGCUGCCCUGCCUGGCCGGAUGCAAAGUGCUGGAGCUGGGAGCCGGCAUCGGUCGUUACACCAGCCACCUGCUGACCAUGGCCAGUCAUGUGACCGCUGUGGACUUCAUGGAAAGCUUUGUGGAGAAGAACAGGCAGGACAAUGGUCACCAUAGCAACGCUACCUUCCUCCAAGCUGACAUCACAAAGCUGGAUAUCCCUCCAAACAGCAUUGACUUCAUCUUCUCCAACUGGCUGCUGAUGUACGUGAGUGAUGAGGAGCUUAAGUCCCUUAUAGAGAAGAUGAUGGUCUGGCUGCGGCCCGGGGGCUUUCUUUUCUUCAGAGAGUCCUGCAACCACCGGUCAGGUGACUCCAAGAGGGACUUCAACCCCACCUGCUACCGCACUGAGCAACAGUACAACGACCUGGUGUCAUCACUAGAAGUGGAGGGACCAGAGGAAGGCCAAAGGUUUGGUUUCGACAUUGUGUUGAGAAAGAAAGUCCAGGCCUAUGUUCAGAUGAAAAACAAUUCGAAUCAGAUCUGCUGGCUUCUGGAGAAAGUCACCCGCUCCACAAGCACCCAGAACAAAUUCAAAACCAUCCAGCAGUUCCUGGACAGCCAGCAGUACUCCAGACGCAGCAUCCUGCGCUAUGAGAAGAUGUUCGGGGCUGGUUACGUCAGCACAGGCGGGCCCAACACCACCAAGGAGUUUGUGGACCUGCUGAACCUGAAGCCCGGACAGAAGGUUCUAGAUGUUGGCUGUGGCAUUGGUGGAGGAGACUUCUACAUGGCAAAUAACUUUGGAGUGGAGGUGCUUGGCCUGGACCUUUCAGAAAACAUGGUGAACAUCGCCCUGGAGAGGGCGAUCACUGAGAAGCUGCCAUCAGUCCAGUUUGAGGUGGCUGACGCCACUAAGAGGACGUUCCCAGAAGGUUCCUUUGAUGUGAUCUACAGCAGAGACACAAUCCUGCACAUAGAUGGCAAACUGAACCUCUUCAAACGCUUCCAUUCAUGGUUAAAGCCAGGUGGCAGGUUGCUUAUCAGUGAUUACUGCUGCGGGGAGAAGCCCUGGACACCGGUGUUCGAGGCCUACGUCAAAGACAGAGGCUAUAUCCUGUAUACAACCUCACAGUAUGGCAAGUUCAUUCAGGAAGCUGGUUUCUGCAAUGUUGUGUCAGAAGACCGGACAGCCCAGUUCAUACAGGUGAUAAAGAAAGAGCUGCAGAGAGCAGAGGCCAUCAAGCAUGAAUUCAUUCAGGAAUUCUCUGAAGAGGACUAUUUUACAAUAGCAAACGGAUGGAGAGAAAAACUGGGACGUUCAAUCAGUGGAGACCAACAAUGGGGACUCUUUUAUGCAACAAGGGAUUGAGUGAUUGCACUAAGAAAGGAGAAGAUAAUAAAUGAAAGAAAAAAAGAAUGUUUCUUUCCUUAUUUCCUAUUUGACUUUUGUCUUUGAUGAGUUGCUUGUUUUAUUUAAAAAACACACCUUUUAAGGAUUUAAAUACA
Messenger RNA from Cottoperca gobio, 1725 nucleotides. It is a transcript of the gene pmt, whose product is annotated as phosphoethanolamine methyltransferase. The record is from RefSeq and is a predicted model, not a curated record. The transcript is spliced from 12 exons. Bases 83 to 1588 code for a protein of 501 amino acids. NCBI's taxonomy places the organism in Eukaryota, Metazoa, Chordata, Actinopteri, Perciformes, Bovichtidae.